ACUCGGCUAAGAUGGCCGACGGCGAAAGUGGGUGCCCGGCGGGGCGGGAACCGGGGCCGGCGCCGGGACCGGAGCCGGGAGAAGAGUUCGAGAUUGUGGACCGAAGCCAGCUGCCCAGCCCUGGCGAGCUGCGGAGCGCGGCCAAGCCGCGGGUGGGGCCGGAGGGCUGGUCGGCGCCCAUCCUGACCCUGGCGCGGAAGGCCACGGGCAACCUGUCGGCGAGCUGCGGGAGCGCGCUGCGCGCGGCCGCGGGGCUGGGCGGCGCGGACGGAGGCGCGGAUGGUGCGGCGCGCGCAGCAGCUUCCAAGUGCCAGAUGAUGGAGGAGCGUGCCAACUUGAUGCACAUGAUGAAACUCAGCGUCAGAGUCUUGCUCCAGUCUGCCCUGAGCCUGGGCCGCAGCCUGGAUGCGGACCAUGCCCCCUUGCAGCAAUUCUUUGUAGUGAUGGAGCACUGCCUCAAACACGGGCUGAAAGUCAAGAAGAGUUUUAUUGGCCAAAAUAAAUCUUUCUUUGGUCCUUUGGAGCUGGUAGAGAAACUUUGUCCAGAAGCAUCAGAUAUAGCCACCAGUGUCAGAAAUCUGCCAGAAUUAAAGACAGCUGUGGGAAGAGGCAGAGCCUGGCUUUAUCUUGCACUCAUGCAAAAGAAACUGGCAGAUUAUCUGAAAGUGCUUAUAGAUAAUAAACAUCUCUUAAGUGAAUUCUAUGAGCCUGAGGCCCUGAUGAUGGAAGAGGAAGGGACGGUGAUUGUCGGUCUGCUGGUGGGACUCAAUGUUCUUGAUGCCAAUCUCUGCUUAAAAGGGGAAGACUUGGAUUCUCAGGUUGGAGUGAUCGAUUUUUCCCUCUACCUUAAGGAUGUGCAGGAUCUCGAUGGUGGCAAAGAGCACGAAAGAAUUACUGAUGUCCUCGAUCAAAAAAAUUACGUGGAAGAACUUAACCGGCACUUGAGCUGCACAGUUGGGGAUCUUCAAAGCAAGAUAGAUGGCUUGGAAAAGACGAAUUCAAAACUUCAAGAAGAGCUUUCAGCUGCAACAGACCGGAUUUGUUCCCUUCAAGAAGAGCAGCAACAAUUAAGAGAACAAAAUGAGUUAAUUCGCGAAAGAAGCGAAAAGAGUGUGGAGAUAACAAAACAAGAUACAAAAGUUGAGCUGGACACUUACAAGCAAACUCGGCAAGGUCUGGAUGAAAUGUAUAGUGAUGUGUGGAAGCAGCUAAAAGAAGAGAAGAAAGUCCGUUUGGAACUAGAGAAAGAGCUGGAGCUGCAGAUUGGAAUGAAGACGGAGAUGGAGAUCGCAAUGAAGCUGCUCGAAAAGGACACCCACGAGAAGCAGGACACCCUGGUGGCCCUCCGUCAGCAGUUGGAGGAAGUCAAAGCGAUUAAUUUACAGAUGUUUCACAAAGUUCAGAAUGCAGAGAGCUGUUUACAGCAGAAAAACGAAGCCAUCACAUCUUUUGAAGAAAAAACCAACCAGGUUAUGUCCAGCAUGAAACAGAUGGAAGAAAGGUUACGGCUGUCCGAAAGGGCCAGGCAGGGGGCCGAGGAGCGGAGCCACCAGCUGCAGCAGGAGCUGGGCGGCCGGACGUGCGCUUUGCAGCAGCAGCUCUCGCAGCUGCAAGAGCAGUGCUCAAGUCUAGAGAAAGAGCUGAAAUCCGAAAAAGAGCAAAGACAGGCUCUUCAACGAGAAUUACAGCAGGAGAAAGACACUUCCUCUCUGCUCAGAGCAGAGCUACAGCAAGUGGAAGGAUUGAAAAAGGAGCUGCGGGAGCUCCAGGAGGAGAAGGCAGAGUUGCAGAAGGUUUGCAACGAGCAGGAACAAGCCCUCCAGGAAAUGGGACUGCACCUCAGCCAGUCAAAGCUGAAGAUGGAAGACAUCAAAGAAGUAAAUAAGGCACUGAAGGGCCACACGUGGCUGAAAGACGACGAAGCGACGCACUGUAAGCAGUGUGAGAAGGAGUUCUCCAUUUCCCGAAGAAAGCACCACUGCCGCAACUGCGGCCACAUCUUCUGCAACACGUGCUCCAGCAACGAGCUGGCGCUGCCCUCCUACCCCAAGCCCGUGCGUGUGUGCGACAGCUGCCACACGCUGCUCCUGCAGCGCUGCUCCUCAUCCACCGGCUCCUAGGCCCGCGGGCGUCGCAACACAGCCUCGGAACAGUGCCAAACUCUGUGUGGGUCUCGGGGGGAUGCCCAGGAGCUUGGGGAAGCUGGUUUCCCAGGAGCAUCUGGAAGGGACGCGAUCCUGGUGGGCUGUACACCCAGCAUGGCAGCCUGGAAGGUACACGCCUCCUUCCCAGACUGUGUGGAGUUAACCGUCUGUCUGCUAACCUGUCUGGGUUGAAACGCUUCCUUACCACUCAGCUACGUCACUGGCUUUGGCUCCGAUGUAACUUCAUGAUUUUGCUACUGUCAUUUUUCACUUCUCAAAAAUUGCCUAGUUUUACGGCAGUUGUACUAGUGUAGUGAGCGACCGGUAGUGUGCCCCCUCACUGUGCCUUCCCACCUCAGAGGCCAGAGGUCUGCCACAUCACACCCUUGUGAGUAUGUGUCUUUGGACCUGCAAUAAAAUCGUUUAUUUUUCACUCCGGU
Messenger RNA from Hyaena hyaena (striped hyena), 2584 nucleotides. It is a transcript of the gene RUFY1, whose product is annotated as RUN and FYVE domain containing 1. Bases 12 to 2120 code for a protein of 702 amino acids. The transcript has 18 exons. Gene Ontology annotation, cellular component: cytoplasm. Gene Ontology annotation, molecular function: metal ion binding. Lineage: Eukaryota; Metazoa; Chordata; Mammalia; Carnivora; Hyaenidae. The record is from RefSeq and is a predicted model, not a curated record. Gene Ontology annotation, biological process: protein transport; regulation of endocytosis.